AUGCAGGUUGGAGGACUACGCUCGCGUGUGUCUGUUCUGGUUGCCAUUCAGCUUGUCUCACUUAUCGUGUAUCGGAUAUAUUUUCACCCAUUGUCCAAGAUCCCUGGGCCACUACUACCAAAGAUAACUGACUGGUACCCCGCCUGGUGUGUAUGGAGAGGUUCUUCCCAUACCGCACUUUGGGAAGGACAUCGGAGAUAUGGAAGUAUCGGUAGAUGUGGCCCUAAUUCAGUAUCCGUGUGCUCUCAGACGGGGCUGAUGGAAAUAUAUUCAACAAAGGCCAACGUGUGUAAGGAUGAGUCUUACGUGGUGAUGAGUGUCGGAAGCCAUGCGCCCAAUACAUUUAGCUUCAUAGACAAAAAGACACAUGCCUUCAGGCGGAAGAUUCUCUUCCAAGCUUUUACAGACAAUGCGCUGAAUGGGGUGCAGGAUCAAAUUCUGUCCCACAUAAGUGAGUUUUGUGCCAUGCUCAAUCCUCCUCCUUCCAACGGAGCAGGCCAAAGCUCUGUCUGGGGACCUAGUGUGGACAUCGCACCCUUAUGUGACUACCUUGCAUUUGAUGUCAUUAGCGACCUCAGCUAUGGUCGAAGCUUUGGCAUGCUAAAAAGCGAUAGAUAUCGCUAUGUACCGAAGUUAACCAGAAGGUUAGCUCGUCGAAAUGCAACGUGCAUGACCCAAUCAAAGCUGUGGCGCUAUAAGCUCGAUCGCUUAUUCUUCGCUGGCUUCUUAAAGGCCUUGAGGGAUUUUGGUCUUUGGAUUCGUCACCAGGGCAAGGAAAGGAUUCGUCUAGGGAAUAAUGGCCCUCGGAAAGAUUGCUUCCACUAUUUACUCAGUGGAUCAGAUCCCAAGACCGGUCAAGGAUUAACGGAGAGGGAAUUAAGAGUUGAAUUGUUGCUCUUAAUCGUUGCGGGGUCAGAUACCGUCGCCACCAGCCUGAGUGCGGUUCUCUUUAACCUCGCGCAUAACCAGCAAGCCCUGCAAAAGGCCACAGCGGAGAUUCGCUCAUGCUUCGAACGGGAGGAAGAUAUUCGCUUGGGCACUCGGUUGAAAUCGUGUAGCUAUCUACAUGCAUGCAUAUCAGAGUCCUUGCGCAUUUCACCCGCAGUCUCAAACAUGCCUCCUCGCCGUGUAUUACCUGGAGGCAUAACGGUAGACGGGUAUUAUAUACCAGAAGGAACUAUAAUCGGGACACCAAUCUAUGCCCUGCACCAUAAUGAGGAAUACUUUCCGAGACCAUUCAAAUAUGAGCCGGAACGCUGGUUAGAGAAUGAGGCCAAUGGCGAAAAUCCGUCCACGGAUGAUGGCCUCAAGCGAGCACGGGCGGCAUUUUGUCCCUUUAGUAUAGGGCCAAGAUCGUGCGUGGCUAAGAACCUGGCGUGGGCCGAGCUCACUCUUACACUCGCUCGUGUACUAUUCUCGUACGACGUCCGACUGCCGCCUGAUCAUUGUGAGGUUGAACCAGAUUGUUGCAGCUCGGUGCCUAGGGAUCAGAGUCCUGAGUAUAAGCUGCGCACAUGGAUUGUGUCCGCGAGAGAAGGUCCAUCGCUACAAUUUCGUCCUAGAAAUGUUAAGGUACCAUAG
Aspergillus oryzae RIB40 is the source of this 1581-nucleotide messenger RNA. Its product is annotated as cytochrome P450. Gene Ontology annotation, molecular function: heme binding; oxidoreductase activity, acting on paired donors, with incorporation or reduction of molecular oxygen; iron ion binding. Lineage: Eukaryota; Fungi; Ascomycota; Eurotiomycetes; Eurotiales; Aspergillaceae. The coding region runs from base 1 to 1581 and encodes 526 amino acids. The record is from RefSeq and is a predicted model, not a curated record. The transcript has 5 exons.